Messenger RNA from Pyricularia oryzae 70-15, 5451 nucleotides. RefSeq lists its product as uncharacterized. Gene Ontology annotation, biological process: rescue of stalled cytosolic ribosome; ribosome-associated ubiquitin-dependent protein catabolic process. Lineage: Eukaryota; Fungi; Ascomycota; Sordariomycetes; Magnaporthales; Pyriculariaceae. Gene Ontology annotation, cellular component: RQC complex; cytosol. The record is from RefSeq and is a predicted model, not a curated record. The transcript is spliced from 2 exons. Gene Ontology annotation, molecular function: zinc ion binding; ubiquitin protein ligase activity; ribosomal large subunit binding. Bases 151 to 5055 code for a protein of 1634 amino acids.
UGCAGAAGCAGCACUGUAAACUGUAAAUUGUGAAGGUACUUUGGAGAUAUUUCAUUUUUCGUUUUGGCCUAAGAAACAUCAGUAGACGACACUGUACACAAGCUCCCCGAGCUGUCCAAGCCCCGAUAGAACGACCGCCCCUGAUCUACCAUGAGCCGAUUUUCUGGCAAGUCCCGUGCAGGAGCUGGCGCCAAGGGACUUGCCAGCCACGCCUCAACCUCGUUCGGCGCAUUUGCUUCCUCGGGCGGCGGCCGUCUAUCCUAUCUCUUUGAGCCGCCGGACUUCUCCUCCGUCUCCGAUCCGAACAUCGUCGUAUCUCUUAAGAACGUCCUGAAGAAAGACAGCACUACGAAAGCUCGGGCCCUCGAAGACCUGGUUACCUACGUCCAAUCGAUAAAGACCGAUGGCGGGGUCGAAGAAGCAGUACUGGACGCUUGGGUGCAGCUGUACCCGCGCACGGCCAUCGACAACUCGCGCCGAGUCCGGGAGCUCGCACAUAGCCUGCUGGUAGACCUCCUUAAGUCUGGCCGGAAGCGCAUGGAGCGCCGUAUACCAAAGAUUGUUGGGUCAUGGCUGGCGGGAACAUAUGACAAGGAUCGUGUCGUGGCGCGUGCUGCCAGCGAUGGCUUGCAGUCGUUGCUCAGCAACGAGGAGAAACAACUUCUUUUUUGGAAGAAGUGUCAGCCACAGAUUCUGGAAUAUGCAAUUGAGGCUGUACAAGAAACACCGGACUCAUUGAGCGACGAGAGAUCGACGAGCAAGGAUGAUUCGGACGCAAAAUACUACAGGGUUUUGGGCGCGGGGCUGUCCCUUGUCCUGGGCCUGCUACAAAGGUUGAGCGCUGCUGAAAUGCAGCCUCAUCAAGAGAGCUACGACGAAUUCUUUUCACUAGACACUGUCUGGGACUCGGUAAAAUCAGGGGAUUCCUUCGUCCGGCGCCAGUGCUGCCAACUUUUAUGGCUAUCUAUGGAAAAGCAAGAUGCCACCAUUGAGCAACAUAUACCCAAGAUAGCCAAGACUCUUAUAUCUGAUUCUCUCAAGUCAAACCAAGUCGGUUCUGCUUUGGAGCUUGUCAGGAUUCUCACCAGGUUGACUAAGCGGCAUCCAGAGAUAUGGGGCACCAAGAAGCCGCCGCUAUCCAGGUUACGUCCUUUUCUCGAAAAGGGAUCGCAAAGCAGCCCUUCGCCUGGGAAUUUUUGGUCCGCACUUGAUCAGCUCUUUGAUGUCAUGCCAAAGGAAAACAUUGAGCCUAAGGUUGUUGCCGAUGUUCUGAGGUCGGUUAGGACUGGUGUCUCCAACCGUGAUGAACCUCGGAAUGCUGCUGUUGAUGCCUGGUCCUUUUACCUCUCCGUCUGUCGGCGACUGGUGACAGUCACCGAGCCGGCUGAAUCACGCUCUGCUAUUGUCGUCGAAUUUGUACACCCGCUCAUCGAGCAUUACAUUCAGCCUGCCGGCGAUAAGCCCAUUGCGGGACUUGCUGCGCAGCUUGAAAUUGCCACGAAAGCAGUGCAAAUGCUGUCUCUUGUUGAAGACAAGGGAAUUGUUGAUAGCAUACGGGACCUAUGGACGAACGCUGCCCAAAGUCUCGGCACUCGUCUGAUAGAUACUCUUUCCGAGGCACCUCAGGAUUACACAAAGGCACAGAAGUUAUUAGCGGAUGAAGGGACACGCUUCUUUUCUCUGAUAGCUGCCCUGAAAGGAACCUCAAUUUCUAGCCCAAAGACAACCAACAGUGGCACGGCCGUUGAAAUUGCCUCGCCGCCCACUUUAGAGUUGCUCGACGUGGCUUUGGAGACACUCACCAAAGAUGCCUAUCGUCCAUUCGCGGCCGCGUCAAUAUUGGAGUCCGCAUGUACAAAAACGCCGUUUAUCCUAGACGGAGAGCAGGGUGUCUCUCUUGUUAAGGAGCUGUUUCCGACUAGCAGCCCGACGCAAAUGGAGACGAUGCUAUCUUCAGCAUCGGCGCCGUCUAUGAUAUCGUGUCUUCUAUCACUGAAUAGCAUUCAAUCCGUCUCUCCCCAUUUUGAGAAGUACUGGAAAGCAGUUGUUCACUCUCUCCUUGCGCACCCAGACGAGAAUCUUGCUUCCAGGUACUUGACUCGAAUGGUCGCUCAUGUACAAGCUGCUUCGCUUGCUUGUCAGGAGGAGUCACUCCAGAAAUACCUCGGGAGCAGCUGCCUUGGAUGUGCUCAAGGGACAAUGGACAGGUGGGAACUUUUCGAAACAUGCUUCACGUUCGACGUUUUGGCUUCUGAUGUGGCUGGCCAGAUUGCCAAAAACAUUCUGGACCUGUUCAACAACUCUGAACCUGCCACUAUCGAGUCGGCUCUCAAGGCUUUGGACAUCAUCGCUCACAGGAAGCCUGCUCUCCUGUCACAAGAUGAAGAUUUACACUUAGCCCUCGUCACGAAGCUCCUGACCCUCGCCGAAAUCCCCAACGACCGAAUCUCUAGCCAUGCUGCGGGCAUUAGGCUUCUGUUAGAGACACACAACAGCACCGACGGGGGACCUCAGCUGGUGAGGAUUAUCCAAGAGAACCUCGAAACAGCCGGGCCAGCUUCGCUUGGGAUCGAGACUUUGGUGCAACAGGCGGCCAAAAUUUCCAAGAUGGCAGACGUCUCGAUGGAGCAGCUUUUCCCAAGCACCACGAUUUGGUUUGAAGAACUUGCACAAUUCCUCCAGGGUAGCCUCGACCCAUCGCUUUCUCUGACCAACAAUCUCGGAGGCGUAUACUUUUUGGCAGCUGCUACAGCACCGGAGCAAUCUCAACCUUCUCAGCGAGACCGUCAAGGCUUGGCUGUGCCUGCUAGAAUGGCAAUCUACACCAAGAGCCUCCUCGAGUCGGGAUUCAAGAUCGAUAUGCUACCUGUUGAGUUUCAGGUUGAGCUUUUAUGCUUACUUUACCUUUCUACUCUUGUAGUGUCUGACCAAAUAGUCCUUAUGGAAGAUGACAAGCUCUGGGGCUCGCUUGCCAAGUCAGAAGAUCUGAUGAACGCAGAGGAAUUUGUCACGGCUGCACGAAAUGUCUUGAAAGAGAUGUUAAUGGGCCCGGAAGGCGAGGAUGUGGGAAGCCCGCAUCUUUCUGGACUUUCUGGGAAUCUGAUAAAACUCCUGCUCACGCAAGCAAGGACAUUGUCCCCGCUUGCAAUAUACAGCGCGAGGGCUCUUAGUGAGAUUCUCCAGGCUCUGGCUGAGAAGCAUGGUUUCAAGCCAGCCCAGCAAGAAGAGUGGAUCUCCAGUCUUGAUGUUCUCAAAGCGACGCCCGCCACAGUAUUGCCUUGUGCCGCCAUACUUGCUGGAUACAGGGAGCUCCUUGCGUCUUCCAGAACAAUCAACACUCUGUUAAACCGUCUUAUCAGUGAUGUUGCCGGCUCUAAUGCUGACUCAUUGCAGACCUUGUUGACGCUGAUCCUCCUUGAUGCCUGCUUAACAGUCUACGGGGCUGAUGCGUUGCCCGUCGCUAACAACCGGCUGGUCUUCGCCAUCAAGCAAAUCACGUCGUGGUUCGAAACUCCGGAAACGGUAGGGAGCAAGACUGCUACAGAGACAUGCCGUGUUUUGACGCGCCUUUUGCCGAACAUCAAAGAUGUGUACGGAUCGUACUGGGAAAAAACGCUGGAUUUCUGCAAGCACCUCGGGGAUAGAGCAGGCAAGGAGGCCGAGAACCGGAGACUGCCCUACGUUCAUGCGUCACUAAAGCUCAUCAGUGCACUGGAAUCCUUGGACGAGCCAAACGAUGAUCUUGAGGAUGCUAUGCAAGCCUUUUCGGAACACAAGAGAAAGCACCUGAUAGGUCUCCUUCAACUACAGGAGAGCUCUACAUCGCAACCUGCGGAGAUAGUCAACUCUUUACUUUGCAGACAAGUCGAUUCUUUGCCUCCAGGAGACAUUUCUGAACUUGGGGAUGUCUAUGGGUUGGUUGAUUCAGUCUCUCGAGAUGUGCAGAGUGCUGCAUUUAACCUUCUCCAUCGAGCUAUACCGCGGGCACAAGAGAAACUCUCGGUGGAUAUUGUGCUGGAAAAGAGUGAUGUUCGACUACCCGACGAGCUCUUGUCUCUUCUUCUUGAUCCUCCAACGCUCGAGGCUUUCCACGAUGAGCUCAUUGCAGGAUUUCCGACCCCAGUCCGAAGCUACUUCCUAGCCUGGCACCUCAUCUUUGAUGCGUUUUCUGCUGCCUCAUUUCCGCUGCGCAAUGCAUACACCGAGAAUCUUAAAGCAACCAACUCCCUGGAACCGAUGCUCAACUUUACGUUCGAUGUCCUUGGUCACUCGGCCGCGCAUCCGCUCAAUUUGAACCAGGCCCAUCUUGCAGAUAGCAUUUCAUCGUACGAUCUACAAACGGCCGAGACUGAACCAGACGAGCGAGCAAUGCAGUGGCUGCUUGUUCAUGUGUACUACCUCGCUCUCAAAUACCUUCCGGGGCUGGUCAAGGGGUGGUACAUCAAUUGCAGGUCUAAACAAACGCGCAUCGCGGUUGAGAGCUGGACCACGCGCUACUUCUCGCCUGUCAUCAUCUCUCAAACUUUAGACGAUGUUGCCAAGUGGGCAGACGAGCAAGAGCCCCCCGCCGAAGACGAGAAGGAGCUCAUCAUCAAGGCCAGCAAGCUCUCACGGGAAGUCAUUGUCGGCUACGAGGUUGACGAUCUUCAGGCAUCGAUAUCGAUCCGACUUCCCCCAGCUUACCCUCUUGAGCCGGUCUCGGUGGCCAGCGUCAAUCGCGUGGCGGUCAACGAGAAGAAGUGGCAGAGCUGGCUGAUGACGACGCAGGGAGUUAUUACCUUCAGCAACGGCAGCAUCGUGGACGGAAUCGCGACUUUCAGACGGAACGUUAUCGGGGCCAUGAAGGGCCAGACCGAGUGCGCCAUCUGCUACAGCAUCAUUUCGACCGACCGCCGGGUGCCAGACAAGAGGUGCGGGACUUGCAAGAACCUGUUCCACCGGGGCUGCCUGUACCAGUGGUUCCAGACCAGCAACCAGAACACAUGUCCGCUAUGCAGGAACCCCAUCGACUACCUUGGGGCUCCGGCGCGGAGGGACCAGAGCUGGGUGGACUAGAACGGAACGAUGCUUUACGAGUUGCUUCUCGCUCCAAAUUCGGUGAUGAGAUUGGGACUGAUGUUGCUUCCUUAGUGGUCAGCAAUGGCUAGAUAGAUAUGGAAGGAGCUGAAUGCAAAUUCUGGACACGCCAACCUGUCGAUAAUAAUGAUCCACUUUGACCCGGUUUACUUUGUUCCUGCUGGGUAGUCUGGGUUAUGUGACAUUUGUAGCAGAACUAUCUAUCAUUCGUAUCUCAUCGAAGGCCAAGUCAACUCAGAGAAUGAUAGCACCACAUCAUGAGCCUAAGCGACAAGAGAAAGUCGGGACGCCACAAUGAAUGUAGACACCACCGGGUCAGUUUCGUGUGUGGGUGUGCAGUCUACACACAUGGUAAGUCACACGAUGGAUUCCCGC